CACAUCACGUGAUCUGAUAUAUUCACAGACACGGACUACGACAUCAACUUGCUAGUUUUUUUACUUUCAUUUGAAGAGAAAAAACAACAUUAAUUGACUGUUAUGGCAGUAAGAAGAUUAAACCAGCAACAGACACAACGGCAAAGUCGUGCACCAGUUUCGGAUGCCUUUGAAGAAUGUCACAUAAAAGAAGAAAGUAUUGACACCAUAACUGGAAAAUUGGACCAGAUAUGUCUGACAGAGGAAAUGGCAGAUGUGUUCUUCUUAUUUCAAGGUGAAAAUAUAGCACGCAUUCCAGCUCAUAAAAUGAUCCUUGCUUUGAGAAGUCCUGUUUUUAAGGCCAUGUUCUAUGGUAGCUUUCCACAAAGAGAAGGCGAUAUAUGGAUCGAAGAUAUUAAACUGGAUUCGUUUCGAAGAUUGAUGAAAUAUUUAUAUACCGAUCUUCUGCAGCUUAACAAAAAUUCUGUUAUUCCUUUAUUGUAUGCCGCGAAGAAGUAUCAGAUCUCCGGGUUGAUCUCAAAAUGUGAGAAAUAUCUACAAGAUAAUUUAGCUGUUAAUAAUGCAUGUACACUUUUCAGUCAUGCAAAGUUUUUCACAAUGGCUAAACUUAGAACUAAUGCACUCAAAUAUAUAGCCGAUAAUGCGUUCGAUGUGGUAAAAAAUGACGAUUUUCUGAUGCUCCUAUCAGAAGACUUAGUUGAUAUUCUUAAGCUUGAUUCCCUUUGUGUACAAGAGGUAGAUGUAGUCCGUGCAGUUCUUAAAUGGGUAGAUCAUAAACUGGCUAAGUCCAAAAACAAAAUCGACGGGAAAUCUAGACGAGCCAUUCUUCUUAAAGAUGGGAUCUUAUUUACUAUGGCAAUUCCUCUACUUUCUUUUGAAGAGUUUACGUCAGUUGUAACACCAAGUAGUAUUUUAACAGACGAAGAGCAACUUCAGAUUUCCAAAGCUAUUAAGAGUCUGAAUAAUGCAUCUGCAUGCGGAAAAUUUAGAGUACGCCCGAGAAAAGGAGGUAGGGUUGUGGAGGUGCUCAUUCACGAUAUAGUGUACCCAAGUAAUAACCGGUCAUGUGAUAUCAAUAGUAGCAUUAUAAAUGUGGAUUGUUCUGAAAUUUUAUCUGUGAAAGCAAACAAAAGAAUCAAGAUUAAAUCUGUUACCAUCAAACCACAAUUCCAACAACCAAGUCAGAAUAACUGGAAUGUUGAAGUUGAUAUUAAAACUUUUACCACUGUGCACAAAGAAAUUCCUAAAACAUUCAAAAUGUUUGACUUUCAUGAAGAAGAAUGGCGCGAUAUUAAAACUGAUGAAGUCACAUUGAAUAUAAACUAUGAAGGCAGAGCUUGCAAACUUCCAGUUGACAAAGUCAUUUUAGAAAAUCAGAAAUUAGAAUUUUCUAUAAAACCAUGCCUUCCUCAUAGAAAUUAUAAUUUGUGGGGAUCAAACCGUCACAUGAUCAAGAUAUUACCACAAACGUAUCAAUUGGUGAAUGGUAUGAUGUAUGAACACAAGUUAUCCCAACAAACAACUCUGUACUUGUCACUUACAGGCGGAUACUUAGUGGAAAGUUUUGAGGUAGUGGAAAUUUGCUGA
Molecule: messenger RNA, 1587 nt
Organism: Mytilus trossulus (common blue mussel)
Lineage: Eukaryota; Metazoa; Mollusca; Bivalvia; Mytilida; Mytilidae
Product: BTB/POZ domain-containing protein 2-like
Exons: 4
Coding region: 103-1587 (494 amino acids)
Biological process (GO): neurogenesis
Cellular component (GO): cytosol
Molecular function (GO): protein binding
Source: RefSeq, a predicted model, not a curated record